Molecule: messenger RNA, 1165 nt
Organism: Ziziphus jujuba (common jujube)
Lineage: Eukaryota; Viridiplantae; Streptophyta; Magnoliopsida; Rosales; Rhamnaceae
Product: small RNA-binding protein 11, chloroplastic
Exons: 5
Coding region: 319-708 (129 amino acids)
Molecular function (GO): RNA binding
Source: RefSeq, a predicted model, not a curated record
AAUCAGGCAGGUUUAAAAGAUAGAGGGUUCGAACAAUUAAUUUGAAAAAAAAAAAAAAAAAAAAAAGGGGUCAGCGGUUAGCGUUUUGUUCGUUUCUGUCCACCACAACACACCUUGAAUUUGAUGCUGGCUCAGUCUCGCCGCAAUCUUGAAGUGUGGACUUUCUGUUGCUCUCUCUCGCAUUCUGUUGUUGGUUCGUGCUGAGACUAAGAUUCCAGUGUUCCACGGACGCUGCUGUUUCUAUCUCUUGUUUAGUGGAGCUCCAGCAGGGGAUUCUAGGGCUGAGCCUCUUCAAACUCCAGUCUUUCUCUCUCCCCAAUGGCUGCAUUUGUAAGACGAAUUCCUGGAAACUGUCUUCAAUAUACCUGCAUGUCGAAUCCAAACAAGUCUUCAUCGUACUGCUUCUCUAGGGUAUUUUCUUCCACAAUCAUUGUUAAAGGUUUUCCUUUCUCUACAACAGAUGAGAGGUUGGCUGAAGUAUUCUCACAAUUUGGUGAAAUCACUGAAGUUAAAAUAGUGAAGAACAAAGACUCAAACAAGUCUAAAGGUUUUGGAUUUGUGACGUUCACUGGUGAAAGUGAUGCCCAGAAGGCUAAGAUGGAGAUGAAUGGACAGUUAUUGGAUGGGCGUGCUCUCCUUGUAGACAAUAAAUCUCCUGAAAGACGUUUCAAGGAUGCUCGCAAGAGAACCAAUCAAGCCGGUGGAUGAUCGUUGAUUUCCUUCAGACAUUCUCACCAUUGCUUUUCUCCUUGAAUGAUGGUACAUAUGGUACUUUUAAACUAGCAUGUAGAGCAUCCUAUUCUUUGUGGAGUUGCACUGAAUCACUAGUCCUAUCCUCACAGUGACUGUGAUGAAUGAUGCCCCGUACACGAUUCCCUUCAGAAGGAUUUUAUAUUAGUUGGAUUUGUGAUGGAAAAACCAAUGUGUUGCAAGGAGUGAUAUAUGUCAAGCUACCUACUUUAGUGUUAUCAUUAUGAGUUUAGUAGAACAUUCUAUUCUCUGUGGAGUUGCACUGAAUCACUAGUUCUAUCCUCACAGCGACUGUGAAUGAAUGACGCCUCUUACAUGAUUCCCUUCAUAAGGAUUUUAUAUUACUUGGAUUUGUGAUGGAAAAAACAAUUUGUUGCAAGGUGUGACAUAAGUCAAGCUACCUACUUUAGUGUUA